Triticum turgidum subsp. durum (durum wheat) is the source of this 2784-nucleotide messenger RNA. The record is from the annotation of a GenBank genome assembly. Lineage: Eukaryota; Viridiplantae; Streptophyta; Magnoliopsida; Poales; Poaceae.
AUGACGGCCAUCGCCGGCGAGCCCCACCGCGUAGUCCUCCUCGUCGACCUCAACCCCCUCCUCCCCUCUCCAAACCCUAGCGCCCCCACUGCCCAGUCCGCCUCCUCCUCCUCCUACAUCGCCGCCGUCCUCCCAACCGCGGCCUCCCUCCUCGCCGCCUCCCCCUCGCCCGCCUCGCUCUCCGCCGUGCGCCUCUUCUUCUCCUCCCUCUCCCCGAUCCUCUCCUCCUCCCUCCUCCCCAAGCACCUCCCCUCCGCCCCUACCCCGCUUUCCUUCCACCUCCCCACGGCCACCCUCGCCUCCCUCGCCCCGCUCCGCCGCCUCGCCCUCCCGGCCUCGCCGCACCCCCGCGUCACUGCCUCCUCCUCCAUCGCCAAGUCGCUCCUCCAGCUCGAGCACGACUACUCCUGGGACGCCGAGUCCCAACACGGCCGCCGCCGCCGCGUCUUCGACCGGCCGCCCAAUUUGGCGGUUCUCUUCACGUCCGUCUCUGAUUUCGAGGAAUUCGGGGAGAACGCCAGCCCUGAGAAGAGGUUUCGUGGGGUUUUCGAGCCGGUGAGGGACCGGCUUCAGUCCAGGGGCAUACAGGUGUGCUGGGUUGCCGUUGGUUCCACCGGCGAGGGGAUACGGAGGGCGGUGACAGACCUAGGGUGGAGGUUUACGACAGCAGAUGCAGUCACGUUGGGGUCGGCGGUUGCCCCGCCAGGGCUCGUCUGGGGAGGUGUUGGAUUUGGGUGUGGGGGAGGUGGACGGCGAGGUGAGGUAGUGUUGGAGAUCGCCGAUGUGAAAGGGAAGCCACUGGUCUGCAAGGGCUGCGAGGUUGAGAUUGUUAGCUCCACGCCGUCGCAGGUGGGUAGCCACGGUGUGUCCAGGAUACAUGUGAAGGCGGUGUGUGAGGUGGGGAAUUGGGAGCAGUUAAUGGGCAGAGAUGGCGAGGUUGCUCUGGUACGUGGGUUGCCACAGGAUAGGAGCAAGGGUGACGGUGAAGGAGCUGUGGACAGGGAAUUUUUCCCUCAUCGGCUUCUUGAGUUGGUUCUUGCUGAUGAGAGCAAUUGCCUUCGGGCUGGAAUGCCUAUUUGGCAGCUCAUUCUGGUUUUCCUUAAUAGGAAAAACUAUUGUGCAAUGGUUUCGAUUUCUGAUGGAGACGAGAAGUCUGUAGAUGGCCUUCUCGUACCUUUCUCGAUGAGCUGUGCAUUACUGCAUGUCGACAGGAAUGGCACUGGUUUAGAACAGGUGGUUGCGAAGAGUCCUGAAACAUUGGAUAGUUCCAUGCCUGAUCCACCAAAGGAGCUGAGUGUGAGGAAGAAGAGAAUCAGGCUGGUCAGUAAGCUACUUGAGGCAGCCAGUUGGAGCACCUUCUGUGAUGUGCUCCUCAAACAUGCUGAUGGCAGCAUGCCAGUGGUGGAGUUGGAAGACCUGUAUUUCAGCAGGUAUGGCACUGCAUCCAAAAAGUUGCGGUUUCUGAAAUGUUGGCUGAAGCAAGUGAAAUUGUCAUCUCUUGGUACUUCAUCGAGCCUUCAUACAGGCGAGACACGUUCUUCCUCAAAGGAUGAAGGAGAAGCAAAACUUCAAUUCUCAGAGGAGGACGGGGCUCCUCAUGUCUGUUCGGUGGAUGAAGCAGAUUGUAACAAAAUUGACAAACCAGUGGAUGAAGCAGAUUGCAACAAAGUGGAGCAACAAGUGGACGAGGAGACUUCAGCAUUCUCUUCAAUGGAAGAUUUAGAAGCAUUUCUUGGGAGCAUCCCUCAGAAGAUUGAGCAAGGUCUUUGUUCUGAAGAUGCUGAUUUGGGAAAUCUAGCUGAACGCUUGGUUGGCUUGUCUGUCGAUGCGCUGAUGAUUAAGAAUGGAAAGAUUACAGUGAGAUAUUUUGAACACAGGGAAGUAGAUGAUGCUUCUGAUGCAAAAGUUAUCUCCGAAGCUUCCAUUAUUCUGUUGAGGAAACCCAAAGAGCUUCUGUUGAAGUACAAAGACAACAAUUCAGCAUCUGCUGGAUCAGAACAAACCUCAAAAUACAACGCAAAUUACAAAAUCCGAGAGCAUGAACUGCAGAUCUUACUUAGGUUGGAAAUAAUCAGGUCCAAACUUGGCCCAGACUUCGAGGAAGGUUCAAAACAGAAGAUGAUAAAAGAGAUCUGCUCUCUUUUGCAGUUUAUUGAUAUAAACCUCCAAGGGGAUUCAUUUCAGUCUGACAGUAUCGUUAAGUUUGCUGAGAAGACCAUCAAGUCCAGGUACAUGGACUCUCUGGAGGAUGUGAUCAAGAAGAUAUACACGGAGAUGGAGUUUGAUCUGUUCGACGAAGAUGACUUGCCAUGUUCAGACUCUCUACCCAGCAGCAGCAACCAGGAUGACGGCAAGGGCAACAAGAGCCGGAGCAGCCAGAGGAACUGCGCCAGCAGCUCGAGCGCUCCCACGCUUCACACGAGGAGCAGACACCAUGACAGGCACGAGGAGCAGCUGGCGCGAGCGAGUGAGCGACGGAACAGGGAGCGCAGGCUCUCCUCCUUCACCAGCUGGGUGCCGGACUUGCGCCGCGUGUGGGCGCUCAAGCACCCCGGGAAGGAGCCUCCCCUGGCGGCGGCGGUGCCUCGGUCCAGGCAGCACUCGAAGCGGAGGAAGCGGCGCGCGGCGUGCACCGACAUGGUCUGCGAGACGCCCAUGACGGCCUCGAAGAAGCAGCAGCCGGAGCAGGCCGGGUCGGGGUCUGACGAGAUGAUGUCGAUCGGGUCCGUGUCAAAGACCUUGUUCGACGACGACACGGAGGUGAGCAGCUCCAGCAGCGUGUGA